Messenger RNA from Papilio xuthus (Asian swallowtail), 696 nucleotides. RefSeq names its product D-aminoacyl-tRNA deacylase (gene Dtd). The record is from RefSeq and is a predicted model, not a curated record. Gene Ontology annotation, cellular component: cytoplasm. Gene Ontology annotation, molecular function: D-tyrosyl-tRNA(Tyr) deacylase activity. NCBI's taxonomy places the organism in Eukaryota, Metazoa, Arthropoda, Insecta, Lepidoptera, Papilionidae. The transcript is spliced from 5 exons. Gene Ontology annotation, biological process: tRNA metabolic process. The coding region runs from base 145 to 648 and encodes 167 amino acids.
GACAGUGACAGCUGCUUGCAUUGAACAUCAUAGGUUAUGUGUUUAAAUAAUAAUUUAAUCCUAAUAAUUAAAUGAAAAUUACAACAAUUAUAGCAAUAUUUUACAAACACAGUUAUCUUCACAUACGUAAAAUAGACAAACACAAUGAAAGCACUCAUACAGCGGGUUAAAAAUGCUAAAGUGACCGUAAAUGAUGAAGUAAUAAGCAGUAUAGAGCAAGGAGCAUGUGUAUUAAUUGGGAUAUGCAGUAGUGAUACCAUAAAAGACAUGGAGUAUAUAGUGCGAAAGCUGUUAAGUAUAAGGUUAUUUGAUGAUGAAAAUCAUAAACGAUGGCAGAAAAGUAUUGUAGAUAAGCAAUUUGAAAUACUAUGUGUCAGUCAAUUCACUCUAUACAAUACAUGGAAGGGUAACAAGCCUGAUUUUCACAAGGCAAUGGCUGCUGACAGAUCAAAGGAGUUCUACGAGCAAUUCAUUCAAAUGCUAAGAGAAAAAUACAAGCCAGAUAAAGUUAAAGAUGGUGUAUUUGGUGCGUACAUGCAAGUAUCAAUACAAAAUGACGGUCCCGUUACAUUGGAGAUAGAAUCACCAUCUAAUACACAAAAUAAAACUCCCAAUUCUCUCACAGAUGGCGUUGUAAUUAAAGACUAGCAUUUUAAUAUGUAAUUUUAUUUUGUACUAAUUGAAUUAAAAAAAAAU